CCGCAACCUCAUCUACGAUUCGACGUACAACCAGUAUGCAUCAGGCUCUACUUGUCCCCGAAGUUGUCUUGCAUAUCUUCGCGCAUGUGAAUGAAUCGGGGAACCAUCAUAUGCCGAGAGACCAUUGUCUCGACAAACUCUUGCAGCGCUUGCAACCACAUGCAAAACCUUCUACGAGCCUGCAAUGGAUUUUCUUUGGUCUGACAUGAAUAGGUUACUACCACUGCUGGGCUGUGUAACGAGGUUGCAUCCAAUGAUAUACCCUACAACACAGCAAUCCUGGUCUCGGGGCAUCGAGCCACUAUCUGAGCUCGAGCGCAGUCAAUUUCUCCGUCAUUCCUGCCGUGUGCGCACCAUGAGCGUGUCAUCCGAUGAUGAUUUUCACCUCCUUCGUUCGUUCCCCUACGACACAUGCGUGUUUCCAAAACUGCAAUCAUUGUCCUGGGUGAUUAUAUUCACAAGAUACUUGCGCUUCUUCCUGUCCCCUACGCUGCGCAGUUGUUAUAUCGCAAUAAUUCAACCAGAUUUAGCUCGGCAUUCUAUCGGGACCCGCUGCCCUGCUCUGGAGGGCUUGGAUAUCGUGACAAUGGGGACCGUGGCACAGGCUCCACAUCUGUCUGAAACCAUCCGUUCAUGCAAGGCGCUCGUACGUCUGCAAUGUCCCCCGCUGAACUCGGCAGCAUGGAAGCACCUCUCCACUGUCCCUACCCUUCUUAAUGUGUCGAUAUAUCAAGAAAGCUUUUCGGGUUCCCUGUCCAGAUUGGACACGCACAAUCUCACUUUUUCAACUUUCCUCAACGUUACAACUCUUCGGUUUUGUUUUGCACCAAUCACAGACAUCAUCGCAGUCAUACAACAUUCAGAAUUCCCCUCGCUAAAAGAAUUUGAGUUGGUCGACCACAUUUUACCUGGGGCAGAACUUCUACCGCUUUUACGAGCGCUGUCACAGUGCAAAGCAUGCAAUACCCUUGAAAACAUUGCCAUUUCCGACGAUGAUCCAGAAGUUGAAGUUGACGAGCCCUCGGCCAACUCUUUUGCAGUGACUAGGGAGCUUCUUUGUUUCACGCAGUUGCGAUCCCUUCGGCUUCAUGUUCGUUGCUCCAUCAACCCUGAUAACGUCUCUAUUUUCGAAGCCACGUCAAGUUGGCCCCAGAUCCGCAGUUUGUCGUUGUCCGACCCGCAUCGUCGACCACCUCAAGUUACCUUCCGCGGAUUUUUCGCAGCGCUUAGUCAAUGUCCCCACUUGCAUGCCUUGCAUGUAGAAAUAGAUGUCGCAAACAUUGAUAUCAAUCCUAAAACCGAGUCAUUUCAACACACCUCCUUGAAAAGUAUUGGCUAUUACUCCUCUCCGGCAGUAAAUGCUGAAGCUGUCGCUCACAUCAUUUUCACCAUGCUCCCCAACGUUCAGCUUGCGGACACUUGGGGCGACGUUAAAACGCAUCUCAAAUCCCUCAAAGCUUCUUCCAGUUUGCAAGGUACAGACGGUGGCUAACGCGAGUGAAGAGGCACAAGACGAGCAAAUAAAGGCGAUGGUAUCGUUGAUUCAGUUGACCGUGGCUGUUCAUGUAGUUCCGAUGAUGGCCACAGCUUCAGUAAAUAGAUCUCAUUCCCAUUGACAAUCGAUCUUCAUCGUACGUAUCACAUAAGACCAUUGUUUAUCACAACCUGUAGUCUCAAACACUCCCUUCAUGAAUCCCGAUCCGCUGGCCCUUUGCGAUGCUCGAUCAUACG
Molecule: messenger RNA, 1731 nt
Organism: Suillus fuscotomentosus
Lineage: Eukaryota; Fungi; Basidiomycota; Agaricomycetes; Boletales; Suillaceae
Exons: 3
Coding region: 185-1492 (435 amino acids)
Source: RefSeq, a predicted model, not a curated record